UAUUGGUGGAGCCAAACGCCUUCAAUCAUUAUCACAUCUUGUUUCAGUUCUCCUUCUGUGCCCUUGGGUGAUUAUUUUGUCUCUGACAACAGAGAGCAAAGUAGAAUCAUGGCCUUCCCUCAUCAUGCCAUUUUUAAGUAUAAUCUUUUUCAUCAUCAUUUUGGACUUCUAUGUAGAAUCUGUGUGUUUUGUCAAGAUGGAAGUAUCAAAAUGUGCCCGUUACGGAUCCUUUCCCAUUUUCAUUAGUGCUUUAAUUUUUGGUAAUUUUUGGACACAUCCAAUAACAAACCAGCUUCGUGCUAUGAACAAACCAGCACACCAGGAAACUACAGAGCAUGUCAUAUCUGGAGGAGUGGUGGUCAGUGCCGUUUUCUUUAUAUUAUCUGCCAAUAUUCUUUCAUCCCCAACACGGAAAGGGCAGAAAGGCACUCUUAUUGGUUAUUCACCAGAAGGAAUACCGCUGUACAAUUUUAUGGGCGAUGCUUUACAACACAGCUCUCAGUCCUUGCCUCGAUUUAUUAAAGAAUCAUUGAAGCAAAUUCUUGAGGAGUCUGACUCAAGGCAGAUCUUUUAUUUUCUAUGCCUGAAUCUGGCUUUUACAUUUAUAGAAUUAUUUUAUGGUGUAUGGACCAAUAGUCUAGGAUUAAUUUCAGAUGGGUUUCACAUGCUUUUUGACUGUUCAGCUUUAGUUAUGGGUCUCUUUGCAGCGCUGAUGACUAGAUGGAAAGCAACCCGUAUAUUCUCCUAUGGGUUUGGCCGUGUGGAAAUUCUCUCAGGUUUUAUUAACGGCCUUUUUCUCAUGGUAAUAGCUUUCUUUGUCUUUACUGAGUCGGUGGCCAGACUGGUUGAUCCUCCAGAUAUAGAUACAAAUAUGUUGACUCCUGUUUCAGUUGGAGGACUGAUAGUAAACCUUGUUGGUAUCUGUGCCUUUAGCCAUGCCCAUUCCCAUGGGCCUUCUCGAGGAGGAUGCCAUGCACAUGAGCACAGUCAUUCCCAUCACAGCCAUGGUCAUGGCCAUGGCCAUUCCCACAAUGACUAUGGGCACACUCAUAAUCAUGGACAUGGCCAUGGAUCGUUAGGAGGCAACAUGAAUGCCAAUAUGAGAGGAGUAUUUCUACAUGUCUUGGCAGAUACCCUUGGCAGUGUUGGUGUUAUCAUAUCAACAAUUCUCAUUCAACAGUUUGGAUGGUUGAUAGCUGAUCCACUCUGUUCUCUAUUUAUUGCUACAUUGAUUUUUCUCAGUGUUAUCCCUCUACUAAAAGAUGCUUGCCAGGUACUCUUGUUGAGACUGCCUCAAGAACAUGAAAAAGAUCUGCACAUGGCUUUAGAAAAGAUCCAGAACAUAGAUGGUGUCAUCUCCUAUAGAGAUCCUCACUUCUGGUGUCACUCUGCAAAUGUAGUGGCAGGCACAAUACAUAUACAAGUAAUGUCAGAAGUAAUGGAACAGAGAAUUAUACAGCAGGUAUCAGCUGUUCUCAAAGAUGCUGGGUUUAACAAUUUGACUAUCCAGGUGGAAAAAGAAGCUUAUUUUCAGCAUAUGUCUGGCCUUAGUACAGGGUUCCACGAUGUCCUUGCAAUGACAAAACAAAUGGAAUCCAUGAAGUACUACAAAGAUGGUACUUACAUCAUGUAAUUUGGAGUUCACAUCUGUCGAUUUCACUAUCUUCAUUAUUUCAUCAAGAGAAUUUGCACAUAGAUGGAUUUAUAAUCCAUAUAUAUAUGGAUUUUAGACAAACUGUUAUGUACCUUUAAAGCCAGAUCAAGAGGUUUAUAAAAAAUGUGGGACACCUAGAACAUAUGCUGUAUAUGUGGAAAUAAUGGCAAUGUAAAAUAUUGUAUUUGGUGUCUUAUUAAACUGAUUUUGGUAUAUGAAUGUGGAUGAGCACAAAUGUAUUGUACACUUUCCCCAAAGAGGAAUAAUGAAAAAUUCUCUUCCAUUGCAACCUAAAAUUGUUUUCAUAAGCUUUGAAAAGGAAAUUAGCAGACUCCAUAAAAAUAGUCUUCAAAAUUAUUUUGAAGCUUUGCUGCUGUAUGUGUAUUUUUACACAUUGAGUGCAAAUAUUUUUAAGAACAUUAAAUACAAAUGUACAUUUUUAUAUUCCAUUUCUGUAUACAAUCCUAUUUUCUAAGGAUGGCUUUUUUAGAUGAAGGAAAAUAGAUUCUGCUAUAGAAAUACUGUCAGCUGAAUUAAUUUUUUUUAGAAGAAAAAAAAACCCUGCUAACCACAAAUCAGGGAGGGAAACACUUUUUUUUGCACUUCUGUGUUCUUUAGUUUGAACCACUGUAAAAUAAAUACUUUAUAUUUUUUAUAAAUAUCUAGUGAAAUUAUUGUAUAAGCUACAGGUUUAAAAUUAGAAAAAAAAUCAGUGACAAUUGAGUUUUCUGUCUUGAGUCAUUUGUCUCUUAUUAUAGUAAUCAAGAUAGAAAAUGAUACAGUGAGUUGAAUUUUCGGUAGAAUUUUAAGGAGCUAUAAUGUUCCUCUAAAAUGGCAAAGAAUAUUUAGACAUUCAAUACCUGUUAUGGCAACAUAUAUUAAAACAAGCAGAAUAGGUGAUGGAGAGGUUAGAAAGAGAACAUAGGGAAGGAUGUGUCUUCAUUUCAGAUGUAACAAGAAUGAGAUCAUUAAGAGAUUAAUUUCCCUUAAGUAUUAUUGACCCUUUUAGUAUUUCAAAUAAUGGAAGCAGUUGUCCAUAUGUAUCAGUUAAAAAUUGAUCUUAAAUGUCCCCCUUUUUAAGAUAAUGAACCACAUUUCUGCUUAAUAUGAUGCAGUUUGUCUUCCCUAGCAUUCUAAAGCUAUGAACGUUGAACAAAUAUGUAGACAACAUUAUGUCUGUGUUGAAUCUGCUUGUAUUGUCAACCUUUGAAUGCCAAAAAAAGAUAUUUAGCACAAUCCAGCACUUUUAAGUUCCAUUCUGUGUUAAAAUGAAGAAUACAAUACUUAAAUGGAUGUGACAAAUGUAAAUAAAGUUUCUAAGAGUCCAA
Messenger RNA from Protobothrops mucrosquamatus (brown spotted pit viper), 2982 nucleotides. RefSeq names its product solute carrier family 30 member 5 (gene SLC30A5). The transcript has 9 exons. The coding region runs from base 125 to 1633 and encodes 502 amino acids. Gene Ontology annotation, biological process: zinc ion transport; intracellular zinc ion homeostasis; transmembrane transport. Lineage: Eukaryota; Metazoa; Chordata; Lepidosauria; Squamata; Viperidae. Gene Ontology annotation, molecular function: zinc ion transmembrane transporter activity. Gene Ontology annotation, cellular component: Golgi apparatus; membrane. The record is from RefSeq and is a predicted model, not a curated record.